Messenger RNA from Symbiodinium necroappetens, 1020 nucleotides. The record is from the annotation of a GenBank genome assembly. Lineage: Eukaryota; Dinophyceae; Suessiales; Symbiodiniaceae.
AUGGAAGUCCAUCCAUUGUCACUGAGUGGCAAUGCUUGUGCCAUGUUACUGGCGAUGGGAGUCCCUGCCCUUGUGCUUCAGGCUUGCCACUAUGUGGCGACAAUCGCGCACACGAAGGAGAAUCCUUGCAUCAGAGAUGUGACUGUUCUCGAAUGCUUCAGUGGCUGUGCUCGCAUCAGUGAAGAGUUCCGUUCCCAACUCAGCAUAUGUGUGACUACCUAUGACAAACAGAAUGACUCGACGUUUCAAGACUUGACAACGGUAGCUGGCUUUCUGAGCCUCCUCAAAAAGGCACUCAGAUUGAAGGAAGGAGCACUUCUUUGGUUUGCCAAUCCUUGCCACAUGUUUGUGUGGAUGUCUUCGAGCAUCCACAAGCGGCGACCAGAAAAUCCUUGGGGAGAUGCAAGCCAGCCCAGUGUUUGCAUGAGCAACUGCAUCACGUCCAGAGCCUGCCUCGUGCUGUUUAUCAUCACUUGCCGUGGGGUCUGGUCUGCAAUUGAACAGCCGGCUUCGAGUACUCUCAAGUGGGUGCCGUAUUUCUUGCAUCUUCGGAAACUCUUGAUGGAGUGCAAUGGUGAGUUGUGGAAGCAGUGCAGCUUCUGGAUGGGACUAUAUGGACAUGACAAUGCCAAGCCCAGCUACUGCAUCGGCUCAUCGCGGUGGAUCAUGAAGCUGAAGAACCAGAUGACCCGCAACAAACGACGUGAUUUCUCGGCUGCAGCCAAGAAGGUUGUGGUCAGGAAGAAACGUGCUGACGGGACAACCACUGUAACUGGCACCAAGAAGCUUACGAAGACGCAAGAGUACCCUCGAGCAUUCGCCAAAGCGGUCGCGACCCUUCACCUGGAAGACACCGAAAACGUAUCACAUCCACCUGGAUUGACCCUUCAAGGCAUCCUCAAUGCUCGCUUGGACUGCCCUGGCGAUUGGAGCGAGGCCAAGCUCACCGAGUUGCGAGAAUUCCUGGUGGCUGAAGCCAAUUCGGGUGCCUGGGAGCCGCUGCAGGGGAUGCCCUUUUAG